This is a messenger RNA of Knipowitschia caucasica, 279 nucleotides long. Lineage: Eukaryota; Metazoa; Chordata; Actinopteri; Gobiiformes; Gobiidae. The record is from the annotation of a GenBank genome assembly.
AUGGGGCCUCCCUCACCUUCAACCUCAUCCUCUUCCUCACCCUCUCCUUCACUCUCUCUCUCCCUCUCCAUCACCCUCUACCUCAUCCUCUCCAUCACCCUCUCCCUCGCCCUCUCCUUCACCCUCUCUCACUCUCUCUCUCCCUCUCCAUCACCCUCUACCUCAUCCUCUCCAUCACCCUCUCCCUCGCCCUCUCCUUCACCCUCUCUCACCCUCUCUCUCCCUCUCCUUCACCCUCUUCCUUAUCCUCUCCCUCACAGAAGGGUUGUAACAGACUGA